AUGCUGGGAAAGGGCUGCAUCUUCGUGGCCGCCGUGAUCUUUGGAUCCGCGUUCGCUGUUCCGGUAGAGGUGCAGGACGAGUGUUUGCCUGACAAACAGGUCGUCACGUGCCUCGAGAGAGAGGCGAUUGCUCUCAACAUCGAGUUGGACAUGAAUCUGACGAUGCCACAGGCCAACUGCUACUUCUUCCGCAAGGCCUCCUCCAAAUGCCUGUGCUCCCGAAAGUUUCCCUACGUAAUUUUCGAUAUCACUUUCUACACGGCCAAACGCGUCUUUCCGGUGAUCCGGGACAAGCAGCUGAUGUGCUUCGAGCGCUACGAUCUUACCGGAGAUGAGGCUGCCGACCGCUGCAGCGACUACAUCCGCUUCAUCGACUGCGCAUCCCAGCAACUAGCCCGCGAGUACAAAAAUGCCGGAAAAGUGCUGGACCUGGCGCCGGGAGCCAUGCCAACCGUACAGUACCUUCGCGCGAGCUACGCUCUAAUGGCGAAGCACAAGAUGGCCCGGUGUGCCCCGAAAAUCAUGCACAUCAUCGGCGGGGACUUUGAGAAGGAGAUCUUGGAGCUGCCGAGCGAGGAGAAAAAUUAU
Molecule: messenger RNA, 588 nt
Organism: Mesorhabditis spiculigera
Lineage: Eukaryota; Metazoa; Nematoda; Chromadorea; Rhabditida; Rhabditidae
Source: the annotation of a GenBank genome assembly